AUGAUAAAAGCGCAUGCGCAAUACACGCAAUGUCUCUUGACAUCGAAUUAAACAUGUCCGUUGUAUGAAUUUCUUUUCAUCGUCUUUUUAUACACUCAAACUCUUUAUAGUAACGCUGUCCAUAUCAAGCAUUCACAAUAUCAAAUGACAUUGGAAUAAGUGAAGACACAUUCUUGAUAUUUAUCAUCUAUAAAGACUAAAAGAAAAUUUUAUACAGAGCAAAUAUAUAAAACUGUUUCUUUAAACCUAUGGUAGAUACCAUAGAAAAUAUUUGCUCUGAUCUGCGAUUAUUAGCAAAAGUUCUGAACAUCACUGACUGGAAUGUCUACAAGAUGAGUUUGUGUACUGAGUAAAUUUGGAUACAUUUACAUAAGUGUUGAUAGAGAAAAGUAACGGUGGACAGAUAUGAAGUACUGGAAGUAUUUAUAAGAAUAAACAAGAAAAAUAUAUGUACAUUGUGAUUUGAGAAGAAAUAUCAUGGAAAAGAGUGAAAAGCUUAAAGAAUUGAUUUCCCAUCCCCAUGGAAAUAUGACAGAGAGAGAAAAUUUGUCAUAUAAUUGUGAUGUCUGUAAAAAGUCUUUCUCUCAAAAAAGUAACCUAACUGAACACAAACAUAUUCAUACAAGAGAAACGCUAUAUCACUGUGAUAUCUGUGGUAAGUCUUUCACUCGCAGUAUUGACAGAACUAGACAUAAACGUAUUCAUACAGGAGAGAUGCCAUAUUGUUGUGACAUCUGUAAUAAGUCCUUCUCUCAAAAAAGUAACCUGAAUACUCACAAACGUACUCAUACAGGGGAGAAGCCAUAUAUCUGCGAUAUCUGUGGUAAAUCGUUCUCUCAAAGUUGUAAAUUAACUUCACACAGACUUACGCAUACUGGAGAAAAGCCACAUCACUGUGAUAUCUGUGAUAAAUCAUUCUCUCAAAGUAGUACCUUAAGUAGACACAAAUAUAUUCAUAUGGGAAAGACACCCCAUCACUGUGAUAACUGUAAUAAAUCAUUCUCUCAAAGUAGUCACUUAACUAAGCACAAAUGUGUUCAUUCAGGAGAGAAGCCAUUCUAUUGUGAUGUUUGUGGUAAAUCAUACACUGUAAGCAGUACUUUAGCUGCACAUAAACGUAUUCACACAGGGGAGAAGCCAUACCACUGUGAUAUCUGUAGCAAGUCAUUUACUGAAAGUAGUUCUUUAACAGCACACAAACGUCUGCAUUCAGGUGAGAAACCAUAUCACUGUGAUAUCUGUGGUAAAGCGUUCACUGUAAGUAGUAGAUUAACUGAACACAAGCGUACUCAUACAGGAGUGAAGCCAUAUCAUUGUGAUAUCUGUGGUAAGUCAUUCUCUAAGAGUAGUAACUUAACUCCACACAAACGUAUUCAUACAGGAGAGAAGCCAUAUCCUUGUGAUACUUGUGGUAGAUUAUUCAGUGAAAGUAGUGCUUUGACUACACACAAACGUCUUCAUUCAGGAGAGAAACCAUAUCAUUGUGAUGUCUGUGGUAAAUCAUUCUCUGACAGUAGCAACUUCACUACACACAAACUUAUUCACUCAGCAGAGAUGCCGUAUCACUGUGAUAUCUGUGGUAAAUCAUUCCCUAAAAGAUAUUACUUAACUACACACAAACGUAUUCAUACAGGUGAGAGGCCAUAUCACUGUGAUAUCUGUGGUAAAUCAUUCCAUAAAAGGCAUCAGUUAACUAAACACAAACGUAUUCAUACAGGAGAGAAGCCAUAUCAUUGUGGUACUUGUGGUAAGUCAUUCAUGGAAAAUAGUGCUUUAACUACACACAAACGUCUUCAUUCAGGAGAGAAACCAUAUUAUUGUGAUAUCUGUGGUAAAUCAUUCUCUCAAAAUGGUAACUUAACUAUACACAAACGUAUUCAUACAGGAGAGACACCAUAUCAUUGUGAUAUUUGUGGUAAAUCCUUCACUGUAAGUUGUUCUUUAACUGGACACAAGCGUCUUCAUUCAGGAGAGAGACCAUAUCACUGUGAUAUCUGUGGUAAAUCCUUCACUAAGAGUUAUAAUUUAACUACACACAAGCGUAUUCAUACAGGAGAGACAUAAUACUACAAUGAUGUCUACUAAAUCAUAGUAUGACCAUUGUGCCUUGACUUCACACAAACGUUUUUGCACGGGUGAGAAGCCAUUUCAUUGUGGUAUGUGUGGCAAAUCAUUCACUGAAAAUAGUACUUAAUGCACAAAUGUCUUCAUUCAGCAGAGAGACCAUAUUGUCGAGAUAUCUGUUUAAAACCAUUUGAUGAAAGUGUUAACCUAACUAUGUGCAAACUUAUUGAUACAGGAGAGAAACCAUAUCUCUCUGAUGUGCAUUAAAUCAUUCUCUGACCAUUGUACAUUGCCUUCACACAAGCGUAUUCAUACAAAAGAAAAGCCAUUACACUAGUAAAUCAUUCACUGAAUUAAUUAAUAAAUCAACUGCACACAAAUGCAUUCAGACGGAUGAGAAAGGAAAGAGCUAGUUUGUAUGGGUUCCAUUGUAAAUUUCUUUUCUUUUUAAUAUUCCUGCGUUUCAUGUAAAAGACAUUACGACUCCAAAAUUUUCAGUUUUUGCAUUUUUAUUCUAAAAUUUUCUCCCAGCUUCAUCCUUUGCUUCCAUUUCCAUUUCAUUUCCCAUGAUCUCUAUAUUGAAAUUCCUCCUACUUGCAACCCUGUACAUGGCUCUUUGUUGAAUAUCACUUCCCUAAUUUAUCAUCAUCAUUUAAUGGAGCCUGGUGCAGCCUUCUGGCUUCCCAGAUCCCCGGUCGAAACGUCCAACCCAUGCUAGCAUGGAGAACGGACGUUAAACGAUGAUGAUGAUGAUGAUGUCCAUGCUGGCAUGGGUUGAUCAGCUUGAUCAGGGCUGGUCAGCUGAGGGGCUUCACCAAACUCCAGUCUGAUUUGGCAUGGUUUCCACAGCCAAAUCUAUAUAUUUAUUCCUUAAGUUUUAAAUGUUUAUGGUUUUUUUCAAAGCCAUAUGUGAAUUUGUCAAAUAUAUAAAUAAGAAAUGACCUCCAUAACAAAAUGGAAGAUACCACUAACAAACAUGUGGCAUAACUAUGGUUUAGGGCCCCACAACAGACUGUUUUCUCUUAACUUUCUGAAGAAUUGUUUUUUUUAUACUAAAACUAGCAGAUGAAAGUUUACAAGCAUCUAGAUUAUCUUAAUAAAAUUGAGGAUAAAAGCUUUUCAACUCCAUCCUGUUUUUGUCAGGGUCACAUCCUAUGUAAUUAGGAAGGGAGUUGAAUUACAUGAGAUGCAGUUUGGUUUUGUUCCUGGAAGAAGCUAUCUUCCUAGUAAGGCAACUGCUGGAUAAAAAUUCAGCAACAGAUUAAUCUCUGUACUUGGCUUUUGUAAACAUGGAAAAAGCUGUUGACAGGGUUCCUCACUCCCUUAUCUGGUGGUCAAUGUGGAAGCUGGGAAGAGAUGAAUACCAUACAAGCCAUAUCCAGGGAUAAUGUCAGUAAGGUAAAAGUUAGCAAAGAGUGUUUAACUAAAUUUAGUGUACAAGUAGGAGGUCACCAAGGUCUCAGCUCCCUCUUAUUUAUCAUAGUCCUUCAGGUCAUAACAGGAAUUUAAGGUGAGGUGGUUUUAGGAGCUCCUCUAGAUCUGUGAUUUUGUUCUUAUAGCUAAUUCUUUACUCAAGUUACAUAAUAGGUUUCAGAUGUGGACAUGUCUGGAAUCAAAAUGCCUUAGACUUAAGUUAGGAAAGACCAAAGUUGUAGUAAGUAGGAAAGCAAACAAAUUAUAAAUCCUUUUAAGGAGAUGGCCUUGUUUGAGAAAGUGGUCUUUUUAUUACCUAGGUAAGCAAAUAUAAUGUAAUUGUAGGGUGUUUGUCUAACAAGGUGACCCUGCUGAUGUUUAUUUCCACAUAAAAAUGCGACAGUGUUGGUGCCAUGAGACAACCAACUGAAGGCUCCAGGCUAGAUCUGUGGCUGCUGCAAAAUUCCAGAAAAAUUUAAGACUGGUUGUUCAUGAGAACUCCUCUAUGCUGAUAACUUCAUCCUUAUUGUUGAAACUGUAGUAGAUUCAGAAAUGAAAUUUCAGGUGUGAACACAAAGCCUGCAAGAGUCUUUAAGUUAACUUAGCCAAGACCAAGGUUCUAGUUAUCAAGAAAACAGACAGUUCUCUAAUCCAUUUGGGUAAAUGGUCCUAGAUUCUUUGUAGUGAAGGUGCAGGUAGAAAUUCCAUAUGGUAUACUCAGUGCUGAAUAGGGACACAUAAUAGGUGCAAUGGAACUACAAGAAGGUUAACAAAGUAUAAUGUGUUUGUGGUAGUUGUACAGGAUCUAUUAUAGCUAGAAUGAAGAAUUAGCUAAAAUAUUAAGUCGUAAUUCUCUACGACAAAAUUAUUUACUUCAAAUUGUAUAUA
Octopus sinensis (East Asian common octopus) is the source of this 4365-nucleotide messenger RNA. Its product is annotated as zinc finger protein 271-like. Lineage: Eukaryota; Metazoa; Mollusca; Cephalopoda; Octopoda; Octopodidae. The transcript has 3 exons. Gene Ontology annotation, biological process: regulation of transcription by RNA polymerase II. Gene Ontology annotation, molecular function: DNA-binding transcription factor activity, RNA polymerase II-specific; RNA polymerase II cis-regulatory region sequence-specific DNA binding. Bases 478 to 2064 code for a protein of 528 amino acids. The record is from RefSeq and is a predicted model, not a curated record.